This is a messenger RNA of Pipistrellus nathusii (Nathusius's pipistrelle), 2076 nucleotides long. Lineage: Eukaryota; Metazoa; Chordata; Mammalia; Chiroptera; Vespertilionidae. The record is from the annotation of a GenBank genome assembly.
AUGUUCUCUCUCCGAGGCUGCGGGCGCCGGGUCGCCGCCUCCCUCGCCCAGCAGCACCUCCCGCCGCCGGCCCGGCUCAGCGGCGACAGCGCUGCGCCCGGGACCCCGCGCUACGACGUGGUGGUCGUGGGCGGCGGGCACGCGGGCACGGAGGCGGCCGCGGCGGCCGCGCGGUGCGGCUCCCGGACUCUGCUCCUCACGCACCGGGUGGACACGAUCGGUCAGAUGUCCUGUAAUCCUUCCUUUGGUGGUAUCGGAAAGGGGCAUUUAAUGAGGGAAGUGGAUGCUUUGGAUGGCUUGUGUUCCCGAAUCUGUGACCAGUCUGGUAUACAUUACAAAGUAUUAAACCGGCGUAAGGGACCAGCUGUUUGGGGUCUGAGAGCUCAAAUUGAUAGGAAACUCUAUAAACAGAACAUGCAGAAAGAAAUCCUAAAUACACCACUGCUUACUGUUCAGGAGGGAGCUGUAGAAGAUCUUAUACUUACAGAACCAGAACCUGAGCACACUGGGAAAUGCCGCGUCAGUGGUGUUGUUUUGGUGGAUGGAAGCAAAGUAUAUGCAGACAGCGUGAUUCUGACGGCUGGGACAUUUCUGAGAGGCAUGAUUGUAAUUGGAUUGGAGAUGCAUCCGGCAGGACGUUUAGGAGACCAGCCUUCCAUUGGGUUGGCUCAGACUCUAGAGAAGUUGGGGUUUGUGGUGGGAAGAUUGAAGACUGGGACUCCACCCCGAAUUGCCAAAGACUCCAUUAAUUUCAGCAUUCUAAACAAGCAUACACCAGAUAAUCCAUCCAUACCAUUCAGCUUUAUUAAUGAAACAGUGUGGAUUAAGCCAGAAGAUCAGCUGCCGUGUUACUUGACUCACACCAACCCUAGAGUGGAUGAGAUUAUCCUUGAGAACCUGCAUCUUAAUAGUCACAUUAAGGAAACUACAAAAGGACCCCGAUACUGUCCUUCCAUUGAAUCAAAGGUUUUGCGUUUUCCAAACCGUUUACAUCAGGUUUGGUUGGAACCUGAAGGAAUAGAUUCUGACCUCAUCUACCCCCAAGGGUUAUCUGUGACGCUGCCAGCUGAAUUACAGGAGAAGAUGAUCACAUGCAUCAGAGGCUUGGAGAAAGCUAAAAUGAUGGAGCCAGGCUAUGGUGUUCAAUAUGAUUACUUAGACCCCCGUCAGAUCACUCCUUCUCUUGAGACUCAUUUGGUGCAACGGCUCUUCUUCGCUGGACAGAUAAAUGGCACUACUGGUUAUGAGGAAGCUGCGGCUCAAGGUGUCAUAGCUGGAAUCAAUGCAAGUCUUCGAGUCAGACGCAAGCCUCCUUUUGUCGUUAGCCGAACAGAAGGCUACAUAGGAGUCCUGAUUGAUGACCUCACCACACAGGGCACCAACGAACCAUACCGAAUGUUUACCAGCCGAGCAGAGUUCCGUUUGUCACUGCGCCCUGAUAAUGCUGACAGCCGCCUCACUUUCCGAGGGUAUAAGGAAGCUGGCUGUGUGUCCCAACAAAGAUAUGAAAGAGCUUCUUGGAUGAAGUCUUCUCUAGAAGAAGGCAUUUCUCUGUUAAAAUCCAUUGAGUUUUCAAGUUCUAAAUGGAAAAAGUUAAUCCCAGAGGCUUCUAUAAGUAUGGGUAAAGUUGUGUCUAUCAGAGCUCUAGAUGUUCUGAAGUAUGAGGAAGUUGACCUGGAGUUAUUGGCAAAGGCUGUUCCAGGACCCUUGAAGAAGUAUACUCAAUGUAGAGAGCUAGCUGAAAGACUGAAAAUAGAAGCCACUUAUGAAACAGUAUUGUUCCAUCAGCAACAAGAAAUAAAGGACAUUCAGCGAGAUGAAGCCCUCCAACUGCCAAAAGACCUAGAUUAUUUGACUCUCAGGGAUGUGUCUUUGUCCCAGGAAGUUCGAGAGAAGCUACAAUUCAGUCGCCCACAGACGAUUGGGGCUGCAAGUCGGAUACCUGGAGUGACACCUGCUGCCCUCGUCAAUCUGCUCAGAUUUGUGAAGACCAUUCAACAAAGACAGGCAGCUAUGAAUGAGUUGCCCAAAACUGGUCAAUGUGUUACAGACAGACUUGAAGAGAGACAGUUAUAG